Molecule: messenger RNA, 1277 nt
Organism: Pyricularia grisea
Lineage: Eukaryota; Fungi; Ascomycota; Sordariomycetes; Magnaporthales; Pyriculariaceae
Exons: 2
Coding region: 165-1052 (295 amino acids)
Cellular component (GO): mitochondrion; membrane; cytoplasm
Source: RefSeq, a predicted model, not a curated record
CCAUGUCAAGACAACAGAUCUGACAUGUCUGGUCGCGUGUGACUCGCUUGUGACCCUUUGCACCGAAUCUCAACCUCAAAUCAAUAUCAUGAUAUCCUAAACAAAGAGUCGGGCCAUUCCCGACCAUAUGCUAUUCAUACCUAACAACAAAACAGCUUCUCAGAAUGGAGGCGCUCCGUUUAUACCGAACCGGCCUUUCCCAAUGUCGCCCGAACGCCCUCCUCCGACACCGGCCUAAGUUAUGCGCUCGUCUUCACGCGCAUAGUCCACUACAGAGUCGCGGCGCAUCGACGAAACAGACACCCAAGUCGGAGCAGCGCACACAUGCAUCGGCGCCGGAGGAAGUUCAGAUCCCCAUACCAAACACCGUCCCGCCGGUCCCGGAACCGGCGCCGCGUCAAUGGUGGCAGCGGCUGGGGCCCAUAACGCGGGCCGCCGGGGCAUACGGACGAGCACAGCGCAGCCGCCCGUACGUCACGCAGCUGUGCACCUCGCUCGCCAUCUACUUUUGCGCCGACCUCUCGGCCCAGAGCAUGGAUGACGAGUACGACACGAAGAGAACGGUGCGGUCGCUGGUUAUUGGGGCGGUAUCGUCCAUACCCAGCUACAAGUGGUUCAUGUUUCUCUCCCACAACUUCAACUACUCUUCCAAGCUUCUCUCCCUCGCUACCAAGAUCGCGAUUAACCAAACCUUCUUCACGCCCUUAUUCAACACCUACUUCUUCGGGAUGCAAUCCUUCUUGUCAGGAGGCUCGCUAUCCGACGUUCUUGACCGUAUUCGCCGCGCCGUACCGACAAGCAUAGUCAACUCACUCAAGUUGUGGCCUGCCGUGACGGCCUUCAGCUUUACGUUUAUCGCACCCGAGUACAGGAGCGCGUUCGCGGGUGUCAUUGCCGUCGGCUGGCAGACGUACUUGGCUUACCUGAACAGGCAGGCCGAGAUGGCGGCCGCCGAGACGGCUGCGGCGAUAGAGGCCGCACUGCCGGGUGCUGCGGCGAGGGUAGCUCAGGGGGCUGCGAUGGCUACUGCGGCGGAGCAGGAAGGCCGUUGAUGAUUAGAACUGGUGAUGUCUUUUUUUUUCUAGAUGGCGGAUUCGUCUUUACAUGCUUUAGGAUGCUAUUUGAUGCUUUGGGGAUGAUGAUGGAUAUACCCUGCGCGAGACGCAAUAUUCCCUUUUAUUUACAGAUGUCGCCAGAUGUCGCCUCUUCCUUUUCAAUGGUCGGUUUACGCAUACAAUAGAUAGAUAGAUCUCUUUUUUUUUUUUUUUUUGUGCUUU